Messenger RNA from Peromyscus eremicus (cactus mouse), 1929 nucleotides. Its product is annotated as zinc finger protein 660-like. Gene Ontology annotation, molecular function: DNA-binding transcription activator activity, RNA polymerase II-specific; RNA polymerase II cis-regulatory region sequence-specific DNA binding. Gene Ontology annotation, cellular component: nucleus. The record is from RefSeq and is a predicted model, not a curated record. Lineage: Eukaryota; Metazoa; Chordata; Mammalia; Rodentia; Cricetidae. Gene Ontology annotation, biological process: regulation of transcription by RNA polymerase II.
UUUUCUUCUUUUGUUUUUGUUCCGUGGAAAGUUCCAGGUGCUUUCUGAAGAUUCCCUUCCCCAUAUGCAAGUCUCACAUUGCUCAGUGAGUCCUGCUCACCUGUGGAGCAGAACAAAGAACCCUGCAUGGUGAAGAGAGAGGAGACAGUAGCAAAGGAUCCAGGAUUUGUUGUUAUAGAAGUCCUUCAGUGUGGCUACUGACUUGACAGAGGGGGGAUUUAGUGCAUAUUAGAAACUCAAAGAAGAGCAACAAGAAGAAUGAAUGCUUCUGUGGUUAAUGCUCUCCAGAGUCUGUUGUCAUUCAGGGAUGUGGCUAUGGACAUCUCCCAGGAGGAAUGGGAAUGUCUAGACUGUGCUCAGAGGACUUUGUACAUGGAUGUGAUGCUGGAGAAUUACAACAACCUACUCUUUGUGGAGAACCAUUGCAUAUGUGGUAAGUAUGAGAAGGUCUGGCAUCAAGACACAAAGCAUUUGAUCCAUGAUCAUGAAAACAUCAAAGAGAAGUCUUGUAAAUGUAAUGAGCUUGGCAAAGUGAUUCAUGAAUCCAGCCAAUGUAGACCUUGGGACACAAGUGAUACUACAGAAAAUAACAAGUAUAGAGUUGGUAACCACAGAGAUGCCUCUGUUGAAGCCUUAAACCUCAACAGACACAAAAGUGGGAAUGCUAGAGAAGAACCUUGCAAGUAUACAGACUGUGUAAACUGUUUAAAUUUGUGUUCCAUCAUUAGCCAAAAUCAAAGAAAUCAUACAGGAAAGGAAGAACACAAAAAUAUGGAGUACGAUGCAUCUUUUGACUCUAAUACAGAAAUCACACUGAAACAAACUGAUAGUGGGAAGAAACCACACCAAUGCAGGAAAUGUGGAAACUGCUUCAAGACUCACUCAAGCCUCAUUAGACAUCAGAGAGCCCAUCCUAGAGAGAAACCCUAUAGAUGUAUAAAAUGUAGUAAACGCUUUCUGUAUUUUUCACAAUUCAAAGUACAUUACAUAAUCCAUUUUAGAGAAAAACCCUACAAAUGUACAAAAGGUGGUAAUUGCUUUUUUCAUACAUCACACUUGGGAAGACAUUACAGGAUCCACAUAGGAGAGAAACCUUACAAAUGUAGUGAAUGUGACAAAUGCUUUACCACAAAAGGCUAUCUUAGAACUCAUCAGAGAAACCACACAGAAGAGGAUCCUUACAAAUGUAGUGUAUGUUGCAAAUCCUUUACAUGUGGCUCCUCUCUUAGAAUACAUCAGAGAAUCCACAGAGGGGAGACUUACAAAUGUAGUGAAUGUGACAAAUCCUUCACACAAGGUCAUCUCAGAACUCAUCAGAAAAUCCACACAGGAGAGAAACCUUACAAAUGUAGUGAAUGUGACAAAUCCUUUACCCAGAGAGGCAGUCUUAAAAUCCAUCAGAGAAUUCAUUCAGGAGAAAAACCUUACAAAUGUAAUCAAUGCACAAAAUCCUUUACUCAGAAAUGGUAUUUUAUAACUCAUCAGAGAAUUCAUACAGGAGAGAAACCUUACAAAUGUAGUGAAUGUGACAAAUUCUUUAUACAGGGCUCAGAUCAUAGAAAACAUCUGAAAACUCAUCAGAGUAUACAUACAAAAGUGAAACCUUACAAAUGUAGCAAAUGUGAGAAAUCCUUUACUGUUUGCACAUUUCUAAGAAUACAUUAGAGAAUUCAUUCAGGAGAGAAACCUUACAAGUUUUUAGAAAUCCCCAAAAGUGUGCUGGGAAGUCAGUUUGACAUACUGAGAAGGGAUGCGAAGGGCUGCCGUUGCACCAACUUGAUCCACCCGGUAGACCAAGACACCAUUUACUUUCUCGUCAGAAACGAAAAUGUGCCGUUGUUGGUGCAACUCGAGGACGACCCCCAGGGUGUCCGUCGCAAAGAAUAUAGCUCGGACUACACCGCGAGAACCGCGGACUUACUGUGGUGA